Messenger RNA from Nannizzia gypsea CBS 118893, 345 nucleotides. RefSeq lists its product as hypothetical. Bases 1 to 345 code for a protein of 114 amino acids. NCBI's taxonomy places the organism in Eukaryota, Fungi, Ascomycota, Eurotiomycetes, Onygenales, Arthrodermataceae. The transcript has 3 exons. The record is from RefSeq and is a predicted model, not a curated record.
AUGGUUGCAGUCGCUCGUCUCAGACCAGUUGGAAACGCCGCUAAGCAGACUCACAUUCAAUCACAAUCACGGACUCGAAACUAUAUGUCUCCUGAGUACUCUGCCCAAGCUGCAAGUCGAACGGAGAAGACACAUGGGUUAUCCCUGGUAAAAACUGCCAUGUAUGCGGCACAUCAUGUUGAUAGGUCGAGAGCUCACGGCGGAAUAGAAAUGAGUUCGGACUCAGAGAUGCCGUCCGACUUGGUCGUCGAGGCCGCCGGAAUCAAGUGGUCGACAACCAAUCCAAUGGCGUCAAAUCGAAUCGAGCUCGGGGUGGAAAAUUGCACAAAAGGGGAGAAAGAUUAA